GCUUCUUAAACCUCUGAGGCCAGUAGUUUGGUUAUCCAUCUGUACGUGCGGGAAACGAACGGAUUAGUAAAGGGGCAGGUCUUCGAGAAUUUGAAUCACCUACACAUGGAGCACAAAGAUGACGACGAUGAUGAUGUGUCUUUCGCCAAAUGGAUGAGCAGCUUCUGGGGUCACGGCUGGAUAGAAGAGAAUGGGAGAGGACUCCGGGACCACCACGGAUCACAAGAUGCCACUUACAGGAAAACCUCCCUGCCCUGCCCAUUUCCUGUGCUUCCCAGAAUCACAUCAUCUGACAGCCAUCCCAGAAGGCAUUCUCAUGAGGACGAGGGAUUUCGAUGCCAUACCCACAUGCUGGAUUACAGAAAAUGUUCAGUGGAUGAGUCAUUCAAGGAGCCACUGGAAUCAAAAGGAAGCUCCCGUUCCAAAAUUCAAGCAUUUUCAGAGUCCUUUGAACAGGAACUGUGCUUUAGAACCAAACGCUCUGUCUCUUUGGGACCUGAGAGCAGAAAGGAGAGAAGCAAAAGGGAAUGCCUGAGGAUGGAGAUGAAAUCUCAAAAGAAAGUGGAGGAAAGAAGGAACCCUAGGAAGGAAGAACAUGGAGAAACAUACAUGCCCCCCUUGCUUGAAAAAGAUCCCAAAUAGUAUUUUGUUUCCACAUCAUGUCUGCAGAUGCCACUGUGGUUUUCGGGCCCCAGUACGCCAGGCCAGGUAGUGGUAGCGGUGAAGGAGUGCCCACAGAGGCUGAGUGACUGCAGGGGGCGGUCGGUGCCUCUGCUCCCCCACAUGACUCACACCCAACUCUGACUGCUUCUGAUGUCUUAGUUGAGAGUGUGAUCUGCUCUGUUGUCCUUUUAUGGGACUAAGGAGAAUGACAGGUAUUUUAAUAGAAUAAGUUAUUCU
This is a messenger RNA of Callorhinus ursinus (northern fur seal), 900 nucleotides long. It is a transcript of the gene LNP1, whose product is annotated as leukemia NUP98 fusion partner 1. Lineage: Eukaryota; Metazoa; Chordata; Mammalia; Carnivora; Otariidae. The record is from RefSeq and is a predicted model, not a curated record.